AUGAUAAAGUUAACUAAUUAUUCGAUUAACUCAAUAAGAACAAUUACGUAUUAUUAAUUUUCAAAGAGGAAUUAAUAUAAAAUAUAUAUUGGUAAUGAUCAUGCUGGUUUUGAGUAUAAAAACAUAAUAUAUGAUCAUCUCAAAUAGAAAGAAUAUAACAUAAUAAAUAAAGGAACUGACAUUAAAUAAAGUUGUGAUUAUAAUGAGAUUGCAACAGAAUUAUGUUAAGAAAUUCUAAAAAAUAAGUGUUUAGGAAUUCUAAUAUGUGGAAGUGGAGUUGGAAUGUCAAUGAUGGCUAAUAAAAUAAAAGGAAUAAGAUGUGCAUAAAUAAAUGAUAAUAAUUCUGCUAAAUAAGCAGGUCAAAUUGGCUGCAACGUAAUAUCAUUAGGAUAAAGAAUAAUUAGAAUAGAAGAAGCUAUACAAAUUGUGGAAACCUUUUUGAAUUAAAACUAAAAUUUACAUCCAGAAAUCAAUGAAAUUAUAUCUUAAUUUGAGAAUGAAAAUUUUAGAAUAUGA
Messenger RNA from Paramecium sonneborni, 516 nucleotides. The record is from the annotation of a GenBank genome assembly. NCBI's taxonomy places the organism in Eukaryota, Ciliophora, Oligohymenophorea, Peniculida, Parameciidae.